Klebsormidium nitens is the source of this 1883-nucleotide messenger RNA. NCBI's taxonomy places the organism in Eukaryota, Viridiplantae, Streptophyta, Klebsormidiophyceae, Klebsormidiales, Klebsormidiaceae. The record is from the annotation of a GenBank genome assembly.
GAAGGGAUGCCCUCUGCAGCUCAUGCUGUUUGUAUCCUGGCCCGAAUCUUACGGUAUAAGCAUCAUGAAUGAUGCCCUCCUCUUGCAGGGGCCACUUUUCUGCAGCAAGAAAGCCCAAAAGCCAGAACAAAACCGAAGGCGUUGGGCAUUCGCAGACCCAGGGAUUCUAGGCUCUAGGGUACGAAGUGUGUGAUAGCGGAAGAGCGAUUUGGUGUGCUACAAAGUGUUAGUGCCGUGUUAUCACUAAUACGCUCGCAACUGAGCUUGCUGAUCAACUUGGUACAGUCACAUUGAGGAAGAGCACCUUCAAUAAGAUCCAGCUUGCCAGCAUUGCAACCAUGCUGUCUGUAUCUGCAACCAUGCUGUCUGUAUCGGCAACCAAGGUCAUGAAUUGUUGAUAGGCCAAAGCUUUUGAACUUUGCACCCUGAGCAUCCCAAGGAGAGUUGCAACACAAUGUUUAGCGGAGCUUGGUAGCCAGGGAUCCCCCGACCAGUGUCAGGCAGCUUUCCGCGAAUCGUUUAAGAAUUAGCCAUGUGUUGCUGGCCAUUGCUUUUUAAUUGAAGGUUCGCAGCAAAAGUUGACUGCCUGAGAUCGGACCGCUUACCGAAUCCUGAAAACAAAUUAGGGCUUCUGGAAGACCUUGUGUAAUCAAUCUGGCUGCAAUGGGGGGCGACAGCGAGCCUAAGCGAGGCGUGAACGGAUUGCUCUCGAAGCUGACCCCAAAGGAACUCAUGGGACUGGCGGCGGCGCUCCUCUAUGGAGCGAUGUCAGUAUCGAUGGCGUUCGUGAACAAGGGCCUCCUCAUGGAGUACCCGUUUCCAAACGUCGUCCUCACGCUCCAGAUGGCUGCCACCGCUGCAAUCAUUGUGACGGGCCAGCGCCUGCGUUGGUUCAAGGUGCGGCCAUGGGACAACCGGGUUGCCAAAUCACUGCUUCCGCUUGUCUUUCUGUACAAUGCAAACGUUGCGUUCGCCCUGGCAAGUCUACAAACGCUGAACAUUCCCAUGUACGUGACGCUCAAGCGGCUGACCCCUGUCGUGGUCCUCUUCUUCUCGUUCCUGCGGGGAAAGGGCCGGCCCAGCCUGCAGGUUUCGUCCGCGGUCCUGCUGACGGUCGCCGGCACGCUGCUGGCGGGCUUCUUCGACCUGAGCUUCGACCUCGCGGGCUACGCUAUGGCCUUCACAUCCGUCCUGCUCCAGGCGGGUUAUCUGCUAAUGGUGGAGAAGAGCGGCGCUGAAGAGGGCCUCAACACCAACGAGCUCCUUCUCUACAACAGCGCCAUGUCGCUGCCGGUGCUGCUGGUCAUCGUCGGCGCCUCGGGGGAGCUCUCGCGAGCGCACACUGCCUUCGGAAUCCAGAUGCUCUCGUCGUGGACAUUUUUCCCGACGCUCCUCGUCUCCCUCCUGCUGGGCAGCCUACUCAACUUCACGCUCUUCCUUAACACCCUGGUUAACAGCGCGCUGACCACAACGAUCGUCGGCGUUUUGAAAGGUGUUGUUAGCACGGUGUUGGGCUUUUUCCUUCUGGGGGGGGUCAAGCUGACCCUCCUCGGGUUGUUCGGGAUUCUCAUUAACACCACGGGGGGAGUGUGGUAUUCGUUUGCAAAGUUUUACGAGAAGCGGGGGCAAGCGGCCCGGCCAAAGGGGGAGGGGGUUGCGAGCGAACCGCUGUUGCCGGUUUCGACUAAUCCAGGGCCCCGAUCAUGAGGGUAUAACCUGCCGUCUUUCUGUGCCGGCUCAUACGACGAAGCCUUGUCCAUAAUAGACGCUUACACUGUCUCAGGAUAUACAGAGUACCGCCGGAAUUGCCGUUUCCGGAACAUGAGGAUUGCCAACAGGUUCCCUCGCUUUAUGGCAGCAGCUAAUAUUGAUCAAGAUACAGC